Molecule: messenger RNA, 1611 nt
Organism: Kockovaella imperatae
Lineage: Eukaryota; Fungi; Basidiomycota; Tremellomycetes; Tremellales; Cuniculitremaceae
Product: tubulin gamma chain
Exons: 11
Coding region: 193-1527 (444 amino acids)
Biological process (GO): cytoplasmic microtubule organization; mitotic sister chromatid segregation; meiotic spindle organization
Cellular component (GO): centrosome; spindle; cytoplasm
Molecular function (GO): GTP binding; structural constituent of cytoskeleton
Source: RefSeq, a predicted model, not a curated record
AUGGGAUGCCUAUAAUACUUUUGAACUGGAUCUUACCAUACUGUCACAACCAUCCCCGAGAUCUGAAAGUUCCCUCGAAGAUCAGGUAGAGAACAUUGCAAGGAGGCGAUUUGAGCGGUACAAAGGUGGUUCAUCGCGGGAGAGGAACGCAUCCAACGCCGAGAGGCUUCAAUUGGAGCUUGCAUUUCGAACAUGGGUCGUGAGAUCAUCUCCAUCCAGGCAGGGCAAGCUGGAAACCAGAUCGGUGCUCAGUUCUGGCAAAAGCUUUGUGCAGAACACGGGAUCUCGCCUAAUGGAGAUUUAGAAGAUUGGGCAGCAGAAGGUGGUCAAGGAGAUCGGAAGGAUGUCUUCUUUUACCAAGCGGACGAUGAACAUUUCAUCCCGAGAGCUAUAUUAGUGGACCUAGAGCCUAGAGUCAUCAACAAUAUCCUUUCGUCGCCUUUCAAGGGCUUGUAUAAUCCUGAGAACAUAUAUGUCUCCAAGACUGGAGGAGGAGCCGGGAACAAUUGGGCUCAAGGCUACAGCGCAGGGGAAAAGGUGUACGAUGAUUUGAUGGAAAUGAUUGAUAGAGAGGCGGAUGGAAGUGAUAGCUUAGAGGGCUUCAACCUCAUCCACUCGAUCGCUGGAGGUACUGGGUCCGGACUCGGUUCUUUCCUACUCGAACGACUCAACGACCGAUUCCCCAAAAAACUCAUUCAAACAUACUCAGUCUUUCCGGGAGGAGCGGAUGUCGUCGUUCAACCAUACAACUCUUUACUAGCCAUGAAGCGUCUGGUGAACAACGCAGAUAGCGUGGUGGUUUUGGAGAAUGCGGCUCUGGCUCGUAUAGCAGCAGACAGACUACACAUACAAGAUCCGAGCUUUGUGCAAACGAAUCAAUUGGUGUCCACCGUGAUGGCUGCAAGUACCCAAACGUUACGGUACCCUUCGUAUAUGAACAAUGAUCUCGUCGGUAUCAUCGCCAGUCUUAUCCCAACGCCAAGGUGUCAUUUCCUCAUGACGAGUUAUACUCCAUUCACAGGGGAGGAGAUUGACAAGGCCAAAUCCAUUCGCAAAACCACCACCCUCGAUGUCAUGCGUCGCCUACUCCAACCCAAGAACCGAAUGGUAUCGACCACCUCGACCAAGUCCUCCUGCUACAUUUCCUGCCUGAACAUCAUUUCGGGCGAUGUCGACCCGACAGACGUCCAUAAAUCCCUCUUACGGAUUCGUGAACGUCAACUGGCCACUUUCAUCCCUUGGGGUCCGGCAAGUAUCCAAGUGGCAUUGACGAAGCGGCGCACGGCAGGUAACAGAGUCAGUGGAGUCAUGUUGGCAAAUCACACGAGUAUGGCUUCGCUGUUCAAACGCAUGCUGGAUCAGUACGAUCGAUUACGCAAACGAAAUGCCUUUCUGGAGGGAUACAAAAAGGAAGACAUGUUUGCCAACGGUCUGGAAGAGUUUGACGAUGCGAGGCGAGUGGUGGCAGAGUUGGCAGACGAAUAUUUGGCAUGUGAAUCUGCAGAUUACGUAGAUUACGGUACAUGAUGGAGGAGGCGGAGGAUGCGGAGGAGGCGGAGGAAGUGGAGGAAGUGGAGGAAGUGGAGGAAGUGGAGGAAGUGGAGGAAGUGG